Messenger RNA from Telopea speciosissima, 1194 nucleotides. RefSeq names its product dnaJ homolog subfamily B member 4-like. Gene Ontology annotation, cellular component: cytosol. The coding region runs from base 45 to 1001 and encodes 318 amino acids. Gene Ontology annotation, molecular function: protein-folding chaperone binding. The transcript has 2 exons. Lineage: Eukaryota; Viridiplantae; Streptophyta; Magnoliopsida; Proteales; Proteaceae. The record is from RefSeq and is a predicted model, not a curated record.
AUUUCCUAGUUUCACAGCUUUCAGAGUUUCACAGAGGGAAGACGAUGGGGGUGGAUUACUACAACAUUUUGAAGGUGAACAGAAAUGCAACUGAGGAAGACCUGAAGAAAUCUUACAAGAGAUUGGCCAUGAGGUGGCACCCAGACAAGAACCCAGACCUCAAAAAGAGAGAAGCCGAAGCUAAGUUCAAGCAGAUCUCCGAGGCUUAUGAUGUCCUCAGCGACCCUCAGAAGCGGCAGAUCUACGAUACCUAUGGUGAAGAAGCCCUCAAAGACAAUAUCCCUCCUCCUCCUUCUGGCGUUUCUACCCACUACCGGUACCAUCCUCGUGAUGCCGAUGACAUCUUCGCCGAGUUCUUCGGUGGUUCUGACGGCAUUGGUGGCGGCCGUAGUCGAGCAUUUGGGGAGAGUUUUAGUAAGCAUUUUCAUUCGGAUUCUGCCGGUCAACCCCAUCGCAAGAUUCCGCCAGUCGAAAAAAAUUUACCUACUAGUCUGGAAGAGCUUUACUCUGGUUCCAAACGAAAGAUGAAGAUCUCUAGGACCGUUAUUGAUGCUUACAGUAAGCCAACAACUGUGGAGGAGAUCUUGAUAAUAGAUAUUAAGCCUGGGUGGAAGAAGGGAACAAAGAUAACUUUCCCUAAGAAGGGUAACCAAGAUCCAGGCACCAUUGCAGGAGAUCUCAUUUUCUUGGUUGAUGAGAAACCUCAUGCAGUUUACACAAGGGAUGGGAAUGAUCUGUUGGUCAACCAGAAGAUAUCACUCUUGGAUGCACUCACAGGGAAGACUCUCAACUUGACAACGCUGGAUGGGAGGCACCUUACCAUCCCAGUUAUAAAUAUUGUCAAACCAGGUGAUGAGAUGGUGAUAGAAAAUGAAGGAAUGCCCAUCUCAAAAGAACCUGGGAAGAAGGGAAAUCUGAGAAUAAAAUUUGAUGUCAAAUUCCCUUCUAAGCUCACUGCAGAACAGAAAUCUGAUCUGAGGAGGGCGUUGGGACGGAGCUGACUAUGAAUUGGGAGAACUUUUUGUAUCUCUUUCCUCGAUGAAUAGCAUGAACUCAGACUCUACAAGUGACUUUUAACAUGCAGAUGGAAAUGGCAUUUGGUUGUAAAUAUGUUAUAUUUCACUGGGAAAGGGGAAGCUGUGAAUAGUAGGUAGUAGAGUUGUUUGGGGAUGGUGGUGGGUAUUGAAAUUUGGU